Klebsormidium nitens is the source of this 400-nucleotide messenger RNA. Lineage: Eukaryota; Viridiplantae; Streptophyta; Klebsormidiophyceae; Klebsormidiales; Klebsormidiaceae. The record is from the annotation of a GenBank genome assembly.
GCUGAACAUGAGUGGUGCUUCCUCCGGCAUCUGGCCCCUCAUCAAGGGUGCUGGCAUCACGUAUGCGCUUGUCGCAGCCGUGUGGGCAUUUGAUCGAUACUCACCCCUGGGAUGGUUCAAUCUGAAGGGGCGCACUAAGGAGGAGAAAGCUCUCGCCCACCGCUAUGAGCACAUUGAGUAUCCGUACCCGGGGGACAAGGAGGCUGUGGAGAAGUUUCUGGAGACAGGUGGCCCCAGGGGGGCCAAUCUGAAGACCCGGCUAUCGACGCGCGUCGACAACAAGUCGGGGCAGCUGCAGCAGGAGAAGGUGGAGAGGGAGGCCGCCAAGCUGUGGGUGCGCAUGAAGCGGGAAGCAGUCAGGGAACUGCAGGAGGCGGGGUAUGCAGAGGCCAAGAGGUGA